GGCGGAGCAGAGCGGCGCGCCGCCUUUGUCACUCUGCGCGAAGCCCAAUCGGCCGGGAAGUGCUGCUUCUUGCGGAGCGGAUCAUCCGCCAGAGCCGUUCAACAUGUUUGGAAUGAUCAGAAAUUCCCUUUUUGGCACCGCGGAGGUUUGGCCUUGCCGAGUUCUGAACAAGGGGGAGAAGGAUGAUGUAGCCUAUGAGGAAAGGACAUACGAAGGUGGGAUGUUUGCCAGUGUUGAACUCUCUGGAAAGCCCUUUGAUGAGGCUUUACGUGAAGCAGUGCUGAAGCUUCUUAAAUAUGUUGGAGGAAGCAAUAAUCAAGGAGCUGGCAUGGGGAUGAUGGCUCCAGUGUGUAGCACAGUCUUUCCUGCAGAGGACGGCUUAUUGCAGCACAAAGUGAAAGUUCUGCUACGGAUUCCAAGCCAGUUCCAGGACAACCCCCCUUCACCGAGUGAUGAGAGCAUCCAGGUUGAGAAAAGGGAAGAAAUGGUUGUUUAUUCUACGCAGUUUGGAGGCUACGCAAAAGAAGCAGACUAUGUGAAUUAUGCAGCCAAGCUAACCUCUGCUUUAGGAAAUGAGGCAUCGUUCUGCAAAGACUUCUAUUUUUGCAAUGGUUAUGAUCCUCCCAUGAAACCUUAUGGGCGGCGCAAUGAAGUUUGGCUGUUGAAAAAGUGACCAAAUAAAAAAGCUGUCCCAAUUUCUUGAAGGAACGCUAGGAAAAAAUCCACAAAUGCCAUGGAAAGCAAUGAAAAUGAUAAAAUGAAAACUAAGACAGCUUGUUUUUGAGAUUCAUUCAGCAUUUCUUUUUAUUUUUUAAUGAGCAUAUAUUCAUAAAAUCUUUUUGUAUUUGCCAUUUAUUUCAUAAGGCAUAAAUUAUGUUUCUUGAGAUGAUUUUUCUCCUCCACAGAAUAAGAAGAAUAAAGUGCCUUCUACAAAGAACAAUAUCUUUAAGCUGCACUAAGUGAGCCAUAAGAAAUAGUUUUUUUAUUGCACCAGAACAAAUGAACAGGCCAAUUAUUGAAUUGUGGGAAGACCAAAUAUUAAUUCAAAUAAAUCCAGGUUAUCUCUUU
Crotalus tigris (Tiger rattlesnake) is the source of this 1068-nucleotide messenger RNA. RefSeq names its product heme binding protein 1 (gene HEBP1). The record is from RefSeq and is a predicted model, not a curated record. Lineage: Eukaryota; Metazoa; Chordata; Lepidosauria; Squamata; Viperidae. The transcript is spliced from 4 exons. Bases 104 to 673 code for a protein of 189 amino acids.